Messenger RNA from Limanda limanda (common dab), 5192 nucleotides. Its product is annotated as microtubule cross-linking factor 1. Gene Ontology annotation, biological process: regulation of autophagy. The record is from RefSeq and is a predicted model, not a curated record. The transcript is spliced from 14 exons. Bases 16 to 5112 code for a protein of 1698 amino acids. NCBI's taxonomy places the organism in Eukaryota, Metazoa, Chordata, Actinopteri, Pleuronectiformes, Pleuronectidae.
GAGUUGCGGGCGGAGAUGGAGGAGAUCCGAGACAGCUACCUGGAGGAGGAGGUCUACCAGCUGCAGGAGCUGCGGAGGGAACUGGACCGCUCCAACAAGAACUGCCGCAUCCUGCAGUACCGCCUGCGGAAGGCCGAGCAGAAGAGCUUGCGGGUCGCACAGACCGGCCACGUGGACGGAGAUCUGCUACGUAGUCUGGAGCAGGACCUGAAGGUGGCCAAAGACGUGUCUGUGCGCUUGCACAACGAGCUGGAGAGCGUGGAGGACAAGCGCAGCCGAGCGGAGGACGAGAACGAGCUGCUCCGACAGAACAUCAUCGAGGUGGAGAUCUCCAAACAGGCGGUGCACAACGAGCUGGAGAGGACCCGAGAGACCGCUCUGAGGAGACGAGGAAGCAGGGAAACAUUCAAGGACAAGAAAUCCUCAAGUCAGGAGGACAGUGCAGACCUCCGGUGCCAGCUCCAGUUUUCCAAGGAGGAGUCCAGCCUGAUGAGGAAGAAGAUGGCGAAGCUUGGCCGGGAGAAGGAUGAACUGGAGCAGGAGCUGCAGAAGUACAAGACGGUUUACGGGGACGUGGACAGUCCUCUCCCUCUGGCUGAAUGCUCGGGCGGAGGCCCUCACACCACUCGGGAGGCUGAGCUGCGACUACGGCUCAAGCUGGUGGAGGAGGAGGCCAACAUCCUGGGAAGGAAGAUCGUGGAGCUGGAGGUGGAGAACCGCAGCCUGAGGUCCGAGAAUGACGACAUCCGGUGUCAGUACGAAAGAGACUUCUUCGGGCGGGAGCCGUUCUCCAGCAUGCCCUCCUCGCCGUACGGUGGCGACGCGCUGGACUCUGCCAGUGAGCUACGUCGCCACCUUCAGUUUGUGGAGGAGGAGGCCGAGCUCCUGCGCCGCUCCAUCUCAGAGAUUGAGGACCACAACAGGCAGCUGACAACUGAACUCAACCUCUUCAAAUUCGGCCCGAGCAGCAGCUCCGGGUCCGUAGCCGAGGAGGGCGGCGAAGGAAUACUCUUUAAACCCGGGAGCGGCGGGAACGGGAACGGUUCCGGUAGCGGGUUGAUGAUGGAGGAGCUGAAGUCGGCCAGGAUGCAGAUCAAUGAGCUGAGUGGGAAGGUCAUGAAGCUGCAGUACGAGAACCGCGUCCUCAUGUCCAACGUCCAGCGCUGUGACCUGGCCGCUCACACCGGCCUCCGCACCGGCAGCCCGAGAGACAGCGACGCAGAGAGCGACGCCGGGCGGCGAGACGCCACCGAGGACGAGGAGACCGGGAGGCUUCUUCUCCUCCAUCCCAAACGAGAGGGCCCAAUCGGAGGCGAGAGUGACUCUGAAGACAUGUUCGAGAGGACAACGACCACCUCGGGGUUCGGGAGCAUCAAACCCUCGGACGGCAGCGAGCUCAGCGCCGCCGAUCUGGCCAACCGCAGGAGGGAGGAGCGGGAGUCGUUCGGCAACGUGAAGCGAGAGGCGGACCGGCUCGGCAAGACGGUGGACCGGCUCAUCACCGACACGGACAGCUUGAUCUUCGAGGGCAGGCUGCUGGUGACGACAGGAGAGAGCCCGGAGGGCGGGCCGGCGGCGUCCGGGUCCAAACCGGACACGCAGGUCCUGGACAGCAUCAACACGCGCAUGAAGGCGUUCCGCACCGAGCUGCACAUCUUCAUGGAGAAGUUGGACCACGUCGGGGAGGGUCUGAGGGACCGGACGGACGAUCUGUCUCCGAUGCCGAACCUCACCGAGUCCAGCAGCUUCCUGUCCUCGGUCACCUCCAUGUCCCGGGACUCGCCCAUCGGCACCUUCGGACGAGACCUGGUGACGGACUUCCAGUGCGUUCAGAGGGAGGAGCUGGAGUGGCGUCUAGGACAGGAGCAAGGAGGAGGCGUGGAGCCCCAUGGGAGCCCGGGCCAGCGGGGGGGCCAGGCCCAGUGCAGGGGACCCCCGGGACUCACUAGGUACCACAGGCCCCUGGCUUUAAGAGCAGAGCUCCGGGAUGCACCUGCUGCUGACGUCCAGUUCCGUCUCGAUCACGAACGAAGGAUGAGAGCGACGACGACGGAGGAGCACGAGGUCGUCGUCUCUCUGCCUCAGGAGGACGAGCUCCUGCGUCUGGAGGCGCAGCGCGGCGGCCUGGAGCUGCUCGGGCUGCAGACUCACGAGGGGCCGUGGGCUCAGGAGAGAGCUCUGCUGCAGCAGGAGGUCCGGCUCUUCAGACGCAACACCAUCAUCUUCUACAUGAAGCUCCGCUGGAUCCUCACGCACUGGAGGCUGAGCCGCAAGGACGACUCGGGGGAGGAGACGCCGCACCCGGAGUUUGAGAAGUUGGAGGACAUCCCAGAGCUGGGAGUGAUCCUGGAGCAGGCCGAGUCGGAUGGAGAUGACAGACUGUGUUUACCACAAACUCCGGGGGACGUCCCGGACCCCGGCUUCCCUCUGCCGUCCCCUGACCAACACCUGCAGCACCAGAGACAGUGUGGGGAGAACCGUCGGAUGCUGCAGGCCCUGCGGACGCUGCUGGAGGAGUUCCGGGAGGAGCUGCGGGAGGAGGAGACGCGGCGAUGGCAACUGCAGCAAUCCUACGCCAAUGACAAGGCCGCCUGGGAGGUCAAGUGGGCCGAGAUGAAGUGCCAGGUGGCCCAGUCUGAGGAGGAGGCAGGAGGCCAAGAGCGAGGUGAAGCCCAGGGAGGAGAAGGAGAACCGGCCGGAGACCCCGAGUGCUCCUUGAAGCAGGAGCGAGAGGAGCACCAGCGCCUCCUGGCCGACAGCCACAGCACCUCCCUGGACCUCCGCUGGAAGCUGCAGCACGGCGAGAAGAGGUGGGGCCGCGAGAGGGGCGAGCUGCUGGAGCGUCUGGACCGGGAGCGGCAGGAGUGGAGCGGCAGCAUGAGGGAGCUCCACCGCAAGAUGGAGAGGAUGCAGAGGGAGCUGAACGCCCGGCGAGCCGAGGGCGUGGAUGUCAGAGACGCCAGCAGCAGCAGAUCCAUGCUCUCACCUCAGGACAGCCCCUGCCUACCCCCCCGGUCCCCUCGCUCCCCCCGAUCCCCCCGGACCUCCACCCCUGUCCUGGUCCUUCCCACCCGCUCCCACUCGGACUCCGAGGCCAUGCUGGAGGAGCAGGGGGGGGCGGUGAUGAGGCUGAGGGGUCCGACGGAGAACCUGUUCCUGGACGCUCUGUCCCUGGACCCCCUCAGCCUGCUGGAGAUCCCCCCACCCUCCAGGCUGGAGAGUGAGAAGAGGUUCCCCUGCAUGGAGGAGGCCCUCAUCGAGCUUUCGGAGGGAGAAGCUGAUCCUUCGUACCCGGAGGAGGAGAUGGGCGGUGGGAGUCUGCUCAGGGCCAAGUCCGUCUGCUCCAUGAGUGACUUCCAGAGGCUGAUGGACAGCUCGCCGUUCCUCCCCGACAAAACUCGCCACGGGGAUCCGGGCCAGGACGAGGACACGCCCCCUCUGUCUCCAGACGACCUCAAGUACAUCGAGGAGUUCAACAACAAGGGCUGGGACUUCCCAUCAUGCACCUCUGGCCCUGGUCCUGCUCGGGAGGGGUGGACAGACCCGAUCUCAGAGACCCGGGGAGGGGAACCGGUUCCCGAUCCCUUCAAGCCGCCGUCCUGGUUCCUCACCACCAGCGCCACCUUGACCACCAGCGCCACCUUGACCACCAGCACGCUGAGCAGCCCGGAGCACGGCCACAAGCUGAAGGGCAACGGAGCCGGGCCUGCCGGGGGGGGAGGGGACCACUACGGGGUCCACAUCCUGCACAGCCCCACCAGACCGGGAGGAGCCGAGCGAGCUGCGGCCCAAGACCCAGACUUCCUGUUCGCCAAGGGGACCAAAGCCAGGGGCGGGGGGGAGGCUGGGGUGGGGGCCGGCGGGCAGGAGGAGGUGUUCAGCAGCGGGAGGUGGGCAUGUGGGCUCCUGGAGACCGGGGGGUUAAGGACUUCGCCCAGUCAGUCUCCCAUCUGCCCCACCGUGGGCUACGCCUCGUCUCUGGAGCUUCAGCUCGCCAGGAACCUCAGUGACGACAUGAAGGAGGUGGCCAUCUCUGUGAGGAACGCCAUCCGCUCGCCACCCGGGCCGGUGGUCCGGGACACCGCCUGCCAGACCAACGUGUUCACCACCCGGGGCACUCAGACCACCCAGACCAUCAGCGUGGGUCUUCAGACCGACCUGCUGAGGAACCUGACCAGCAGCCCCCACCGCUGCCUCACCCCGAAGGGCGGCGGCACGCCAAUCUCCUCGCCGUCCCGCAGGAAGAGCCAGUACUCUCCCGUGGUCCAGAGCAAGUUCGAACGUCCCUGCUGCUCGCCAAAGUUCGGCUCACCCAAGCUCCAGCGCAAACUCUCUGCAACCAGUAAAGCCGAUCUGCCCAGCACCAGCCGCGCCCCCACGCCCACCACCCCCCAGAAGGGCAACAGCGAGUCGGCGUGGGCGCGCUCCACCACCACCAGGGACAGCCCGGUUCACACCCGCAUCAACGACGGCCUCUCCAGCCUCUUCAACAUCAUCGACCACACCCCGGUGGGCUUCGAGUGCAUCCUGAAGCUGACCAAGUCCCCCAGUCGCUCUCGGGCCACGCCACCCCCGACCGCGGAGCCCAGCCCGGCUCACGUGGCGCUCGCCGCCGACCCCAGGAUUGUACAGGAGUGCUUGCGGAUGGCCAGAGGUCGUUCACCCAGCCCCGUGCAGCUGAUCGUAGAGACGCAGGGGGACAGGAACUCCGAGGUGGUGAGCAUACGGCAGGACCUGUCGGCCCCCCCGGGCUACACGCUGGCUGAGAACACGGCACGCAUCCUCAACAAGAAGCUGCAGGAGCAGAACUUCAGGGAGGAGCGCCGCCUGCAGGCCGGAGGACCGAGCGGCCGGGACGACAGCAGCAGACCGGCCGAGGGAGAGAGAGGACAGGCCGCGUGUAUGGAGGACCUGCCUCGUUCUCCCGUGGCUCCGCCCCUGGACUCCUGCUUCCUCAGACCGGCCCGCCCGGCCAACCGCAGACCCCCGUCACGCUGGGCCGCCCACUCCCCCUCCUCCUCCCCCAAGGGGAGAGAGGGCUGCAAGAGGAGGUUCACCUUCCCGCCGCCGGGUCACCGGAAGACCAUCCUGGAGGGCGAGGAGCUGGCGUGAGUCCGUUCUCUACCUCCUCUCGCCCUCCUCCACCUCAGCCUAGAAAGACCCAGUACCUCAGAAGCCCCACCCCUCCAGAC